UUUUUUUUUUCGGUUUCUUUUAUCUUCUUUAUACCAAAUAUAUAAAAAAAAAGAUGUCAAGUGUUUCAACUAUUGUAAGUGAAAUGUUAAAGGGAGAAGGUGGUGUACGUCGUUCUGUAUUAGCGGAAGAAGAAGUAGUGGAUACGCCUGCUCAAGGUGUACAUUCAUUGUACGAUGUUUUACAAUACAGUGUCAAACGACGUGGCGAUGGAAACGCUAUGGCCUAUCGUAACCUGGAAAAGAUGGUGUCAGAAGACAAGAAAAUCACCAAGCUCGUGGAUGGUGUUGAGACCACACAAACAAAGACCUGGAAAUAUUUUCAAUUAUCACCUUAUCAGUACAUUUCCUACAAUGAUUUCUCUACCAAGGUACAUCAUAUCGGCUCUGGUUUGAUUCAUCAUGGUUUAUCUCCCAAGUCCAAGAUUGAGAUUUUUGCAUCCACCUCCAAGGAUUGGAUUUCGGUGGCUCAUGGGGCUUUUACACAAAAUAUGGCUAUUGUCACAGCUUAUGAAACACUCGGUCCUGAAGGUCUAUUGCAUUCCAUGAACGAGGCUGAAGUGGAAGCCAUUUACACUGGUAGUGAAUUACUCAAGACCCUCAUUAGUGUUUUACCUCAAUGCACCGUUAAACCUCUUGUCAUCUAUUCCGGGGAUGCUAGUGAAGUCGAUGUUGCCAAGGUACGUGAAUUGAUUGGCGACCGUAUCUUUACGUUGGAUGAAAUUGUUUCAGCUGGUCAGGAAAACCCGCAAAGACCCACGAAACCCGGUCGGGAUGAUUUAUGUUGUAUCAUGUACACUUCGGGUAGUACAGGUGCUCCCAAGGGUGUGAUUCUGAAUCAUUCUAACCUCGUUGGCGCCAUUGCAGGCGUGGAUACAUUGUUGGGUCACGUUAUUCAAGAAGGAGAAGACUGUAUUAUGGCGUACUUACCUUUAGCACAUGUCCUUGAAUUCUUAGUAGAAAACCUUUGCCUAUUUUGGGGUGUUGCAUUAGGUUAUGGAUCCCCACGUACAUUGACAGAUGCAUCUGUACGUAAUUGUAAGGGCGAUAUUAAAGAAUUCAGACCUACUAUCAUGACUGGUGUACCCGCCGUAUGGGAAUCCAUUCGUAAAGGUGUGUUAAGUAGUGUAGCCAAGACAUCCCCCGCUGCUCAAGCUAUCUUUAACAGAGCGUUUGCUACCAAGUCUUGGUUAAUGGAAAGAGGUUUACCCACAGGAUUUUUAGAUACCAUGGUAUUUAAUAAGGUGAAAGAACAAGUGGGAGGUCGUUUCCGUUUUGGUCUUUGUGGUGGGGCUCCCUUAGCUCUUGAGACACAAAAGUUCUUGUCAGUUGCACUUAACCCCAUCUUGGGGGGUUAUGGCAUGACCGAAUCAGUGGGUAUGUGUGCUAUCAUGACACCAGAAAACUUUUCAUGUGGAUCCGUAGGUGGACCCGUCCCUUGUUGUGAGAUUAAAUUAGUGGAUGUGCCUGAUGCCAAUUACUUGUCGAGUAACGUCAAACCCCAAGGUGAGAUUUAUGUACGUGGAUCUUCCGUGACAAAAGGUUAUUUCAAACAAGAAGCCUUGACAAAGGAAGCGAUUACAGAGGAUGGAUGGCUUCGUACCGGUGAUGUAGGCGAAUGGAACGUGGACGGUACACUUUCCGUCAUUGAUCGUAUCAAGAAUUUAGUAAAAUUAAGUCAUGGAGAAUAUAUUGCAUUAGAAAAAUUAGAGUCGGUUUAUAAGACGGCGUUGGGUGUACAGAAUAUUUGUGUCUAUGCUGAUUCACUUUGCAAUAAACCUGUUGCCAUUGUCAUGCCUAUUCAUUCAUCCUUGGAAAAGAUGGCCAAGGAUUUGGGUCUGGACGCACAUCAACCUUUCAAAGCACUUUGUGAAUCACCUCAAGUUAAAAAGGCAUUUUUGGAUGAAUUACACAAGCAAGCCAAGACAGCGCAAUUGAAACCCAUUGAAAUCGUUGCUGAUAUCUACUUGACGGAUGAAGAAUGGACCUCUGAAAAUGGUCUUUUGACAGCUGCACAAAAAUUGAAGCGUAAUGCUGUAAAUAAGCAAUACAAGGAACAAUUGGAACAAAUGAAUGCAUCUCAAAAAUAAAUCAUUGUUGUCACAACAUAUCAUCCCCCCAAAAAAAUAAACAAAUAAAGAAACCUCGUUGUCAAUCACCUUUUAUUAAUUCAAUUGUGUUCAAAUGAUAAGCAUUCCUUUUGAACCAUACACAAGAUACAAAAAAAAAAAAAA
Messenger RNA from Mucor mucedo, 2231 nucleotides. RefSeq lists its product as uncharacterized. The transcript has 7 exons. The coding region runs from base 54 to 2087 and encodes 677 amino acids. Gene Ontology annotation, biological process: long-chain fatty-acyl-CoA metabolic process; long-chain fatty acid metabolic process. The record is from RefSeq and is a predicted model, not a curated record. Gene Ontology annotation, molecular function: long-chain fatty acid-CoA ligase activity. Gene Ontology annotation, cellular component: plasma membrane; lipid droplet; endoplasmic reticulum. Lineage: Eukaryota; Fungi; Mucoromycota; Mucoromycetes; Mucorales; Mucoraceae.